CUUUAGGCACCCCAGGGGACCACCUGAACUUUAGGCACCCCAGGGGACCACCUGUCUUCCUGUGUCUAAGUAGCACCAAAAUAUAGAUCAGGAUAAAUUACAUAUAUAACGAGUUCAUCGUAUAGGGGUGGUUGUUAUAUUGCGGUGGUCGUCGCCACACACCACACUUUGUUAUGAACCGGGUGUACAGAGACGCUGGGGGUGAGUGGACAUACUUUAUAUGAAAUAGGGAAUGUAAUAAGGCAGCUGUUGUCUGGGGAAGGUGACAAUGGUUAGCUGGAGCCUGUGACACAACACGUACACAAACACCCACCACCUUGUUGAGGCUCUCACGUAACAUUGAGGGUGAGGACGGACCAGAGCCAGGACAAGCAACUACACUGUGUGGUGAUGACGCACAAACAGCGGCAUUAGAGACGAGAAACACACGAUACUUCUAGCGUUGAGAUGAAAGUUAUGACAGUAAUGAAAAAAACAAAAACAAUACAUUGCUUUGAUUUUCGACGUGGAUUAACACAAUCUCUCAUACUGGUGAGGCAAAACGACAAACAUGUUGAUGGUGACUGUCCACCUGAUACUACUUUAUGUCCAACACCACAGCACAACCAUCCUCCCUCAGACAUGUUUGGAUGGUUGUGUGACGGUGAGAGUACAUGGCAAGUUGUGUGACGCUAACGGUAACUGUACUUGACUGUGAAGACCUUGUGGAGUAACGCAGCUUCUCUGUGUUACAGGUACUUGUGGCAUCGCGGGCAGGAGACGCUGCAGGUGACAACGGCGAAGCUGCAGUUGGCGCGAGUGAUGAGGGAACAAGCUGGCAACUACUCUGUCAGCGCCCUCACCGACAGGGGCGUCAUCAACGCCUCAUUCGCCGUUAAUGUGCAGUACGGUCCAGAAAAGGUGCUGACAGGUGAUCGUGUGAAGGUGGAAGAGGGCGACAGGGUGAGCACCAAGUGUUCCGCCGCCGGCAACCCGGUCCCUCACCUCACCUGGACCAAGAACCCCAUCCACUCCCCCAACAGCUCGGGGGUCGCCCUGGGUGUAGGUGUGGGCGUGGCGCGGCUGGUGAUAGAGUCAGCGACACGGUCGGACACGGGCGUGUACUUCUGCCACGCCCACAACGUGGUGGCCUCGGCACCCCCGGCCAAGACCUACGUGGUUGUCGAGCAGGCGGUGACGGCUGCUGACGACAUCAAUGAAAGUGAAAACUCGUGGGCGGCGGUAGGCGAAAGUGGGCGGUUGUUGUGUCGGGUACGAGCCGCCCCGCCACCCACAUUUGUCUGGAGGAACCAAGGUGGCCUCAACCUCCUCAACAGUGACAAGUACACCAUCCACGAGCCUGAGCUGGUGGACGACUUAGUGGUUUGGUCGUCAGUGCUGGAGAUCAAGGACGUAGAGCCACAGGACUACGCCACCUACCGCUGCACUGCCAACAACCAACUCGGCACCCAGAACCUCCUCUUCACCCUCAACCCACCCGCACGCCCACACCCGCCCAUAAACUUUACCGUAAGCAAGGUAGCGGGCGGGGAGGUGUGGCUCAGCUGGACUCCCAACCUGGACGGCGGCGCCCCUAGCGGCUACACCCUCAAGUACAGGCCUUCGGGAUCACUCGUCUACCAGUAUAUGGAAGUGCCUGGAGGAGGGACGUCGACGGCGAGGGUGACGGGCCUGACGCCAGCCACGGAGUACACGGUCGCCAUCCAGGCCAGGAACCACCACGGCCGCUCUCACUUCGUCUCCCGCUCCAUCGUCACCUUGCUUGCCAGGAGUGGCGACUCGACCAUCAUGCAGGAUGUGGCAGACACCUCAGGCAAGUUACCUGUGGGAAGUGGGAACCCGAGGACUGAGGAUGACUCAAACAGCACGGAGGAGGGCGGCUCUAGAGUACCUCGUCUCAUCCUGCUCAUCAUGACACUGACGGGCGCCGCCCUCCUCGCCCUCAACAUCUCCAUCAUCGCCUGCUUCGUGCGCCGCCGAGCCAUGAAUAGAAACCCCUCCAUGACGCUGUCAUCGAAAAGCUCGGCCUUAGGGUCGUGUGCCGCCACGCCAGCAGCGACACCCGCACUCAACUCGAACCACCACCUUCCCCUGACCACCAUGUCCACCAACAGCUUCACUAGUCCCCCAACAGGUUACCAGGAAGAAGAACAAACCAGACUAGAGGAAAGUGAACUAAGGACUCUGGCGACAGCUGAUGACUCGAUCACAGCCAACCCUCACGCCAUACCUUACCAUAACGGAGGAAUUAUUACCACCAAGAGCACCUACCUCGUCCUCAACAACACUACUCCCAAGACGAGUCAAGCGGCUACUGCUGGUCCCUCUCAACGAUGGAUCAGUGAGGACUCUUCAUCAUCCAGUGCAAGCGCGGCGUCGUCACAGGGAGGCGAAAUCUCUCAGUGUCAACAUGAUUUGGUUAACUUCUUGAAUGAGCCUGACGUGUGUUCGAUGGCCUCUAGUUUCUAUGAUAAUUCACUUCAGGAAGACCCCCAACGGAGGGGUUCGGACACUUACCCAGCUGAUGACCAGUUCUCUCUCUGUUCCAACCGCAGCAACAACUCCCGCGUCUACUCCCAGGGUUUCCUCCGUCCACUGUCAUCUCUUGGGAGUCUACAACAACAGACGACGCCGCAGUUGAUCCAAGAUACCCUCCAUGCACUCCCACGCUCGUCACAAACCCACCAACGCCUACGACAACAAAAUUCACUCGAGUACUCCAGUUUAAAUCCCUCUGGGCUGUACAACCUCAGGACUGACAACAUCGACCCCAAGCGCAGUCUCUUAUCAUUCACAUCAGCAGGCACAAGCACUCCCACAGGCUACACUACUCUCGGAGCCCGCGAGCGUCGGCCGGAGACCACCCAGUUCACCACCAUGCAGCGGCCACCGUGUCUGUCCCACGACCCACCUCCCACCACAAGCCACUAUGACAACCUUGACCUGGAAUCCCGCCUCCACUUAGACAAUCCUCGUCACCUAGCUAGUUUUAGUAACUUGCCUCAUGCCCACCACCAACAGGAAAACAGCGGAUCGUCGGGAUACAGCAGCAGCCCUCACCAGGAGGCCAGAAGCAGCUUAAUUAAUUAUUUGCGGAUGUCUGCUAGUGAGGGUGAAGGUAAUGUACCUGAGGGGCUCAGGGAGGAGCCAUUAGCCUCCUCUCCUAGUAGGAAUUCGUGUCACGACUCUCCGAACAGCAGUCCGCCUUCCACGUCGCGAAGAAGCUGAGGAAUGGCGCCACUGGGCAGCUACGAAGCUAGAGGUGCGGAUGAUGCGCCAGGGAGCUCACACUAUCACACAAACAGUGAAAACUCAAUCAGAUAAUGAACGACUUUUGAUGUGAACUGAAAACCUGAACUGUUGCUCUAAUAGAUAUUUCUUACAAAGGAAAAUAUAAUAGAAAUAAAGUACAGUAUAGGAAGGGCAGUGUGAACGAAGUGUAUCGUUAAGUCCCUUUAUCAACAUUACAUUUCUAUACUAACUUGAGUGUGUUUCCGACUUUACUAAAAAAAUGAAAAAAAAAUACAUAAAAAAAUCUCUUAUUCGUGAAAUUAGUUAUAAAAAACAAAACGAAUUAAAAACUUCUAACUGUGAUAUACGAGUGUUUGGCUCCAUGAUCAGUCACCAUAUUAGCUGUAGCUUUAACUUUGGUAAAUUAUAUACACCGUGACUGAUAGAGUUUGGUUUAAAUAUUUACUACUGACGGUGAUCAGCCACUUCUGCUUGCACUGCUGUUUAGCAUAAGUUCACCAGUAAGACAGAGGUAAGUUCAAUAAAAUCAUAUAUAUAUUUUUUAAUGGCAAAUAGAAACAUUUCUACUAAAACUCGUAGUUUAAAUAUAUUUUUGGCGGUAGUAGACGACGAAGGUUUUCAAUUUUAAAAUGUUAUAUUACGUUCAUGUAUCUAAAUAAUAUAAACAGGGAAUGAAGAUGUAUUUUACGAGAAUGAACAAGUUUAGCGAGAAAAGAUUAUCAAAUAUUCAUGAAUGGGAUUAAUUGAUCAGUACAAGUUUAUUUACUAAUGUAGUCUUAACACCGUCUAGAUGUCUCAAUACUCUCAGCUGAUCAUUGUUUCUUUAAAAUCAUUAGACAUUACAAUAUAUUCUAAUAACUAAUGGAACUACAAAUUGGAAUUUUCUUCGUAAAUGUUAAAACUAUGUGAGGGGGAUGGAACAUUUAAAGUCACUUAAUAUUAAUCAGUUUAGAUGUAAUCAAAAGAAGAAUCAAUAAGGGCUAAAGUGCCUUUGAAAACCUGAGUCAUAUGUUCAACAACUGCACUCAUCCCAGAGGGGAAGCUGUACCAUCAGUGCGUGCUAAAAGUGUUCACAUUUGGCUUUUACUGAUAACAAAGACUGUAAAAUUCAGACCAAAAUCCCCAACUAAUCAAAGAUGCACGAAAAGUUGUUUACUAUUAUUAACCAGUGAUGAACGAGCGACACGGACGUAAGAGUUAUAAUAGAACUACUCCAAGCGUUGAGGGAAG
Messenger RNA from Homarus americanus (American lobster), 4482 nucleotides. RefSeq lists its product as uncharacterized. Gene Ontology annotation, biological process: cell-cell adhesion. The coding region runs from base 802 to 3228 and encodes 808 amino acids. The transcript is spliced from 11 exons. The record is from RefSeq and is a predicted model, not a curated record. NCBI's taxonomy places the organism in Eukaryota, Metazoa, Arthropoda, Malacostraca, Decapoda, Nephropidae. Gene Ontology annotation, molecular function: protein binding.